Molecule: messenger RNA, 1101 nt
Organism: Labeo rohita (rohu)
Lineage: Eukaryota; Metazoa; Chordata; Actinopteri; Cypriniformes; Cyprinidae
Gene: impact
Product: impact RWD domain protein
Exons: 12
Coding region: 91-1050 (319 amino acids)
Biological process (GO): regulation of translational initiation
Cellular component (GO): cytoplasm
Molecular function (GO): protein binding
Source: RefSeq, a predicted model, not a curated record
CUCAGCUCUAACCCGGAAGUAGUGUGAAUUGCUUUUACUUGCGUGAACAGUUUAUUUUGAGACUUUCCUCCACAGCAUGUGUUGAAUUAGAUGGACAGAUCAGAGGAGCGGGGUGCUGAUGUUGACCUGCAGGCUCAGAUCGAGGAGAUCGAGGCUCUGUCGUCCAUCUACGCGGACGAGUGGUGUGUGAUCGAUGAAGCGGCCAGAGUUUUCUGCAUCAGAGUGUCGGAUGACACGCAGCAGCCCAAAUGGACGGUCUGUUUACAGAUCAUACUUCCUCCAGAUUACCCGAGCUCAGCGCCUCCCGUUUAUCAGAUCAACGCCGGGUGGCUCAGAGGAGCAGACAGGAUGAAUCUGUCCAACAGUUUGGAGGAGAUCUAUGUGGAGAAUACAGGGGAAAGUAUUUUAUACCUGUGGGUGGAGAAAAUAAGAGAAUUCCUCGUAGAAAAAUCACAAAGUGCAGAUGGACCAGAAAUGAGCAAGACGGUGACAACAGAGGAAGAAGGUCACGAGUACGACGAGGACGAUCUUCCAGACUACAGUGUGCUAAAACUCACCAACCAAACAGCUCAGCUCUUCUCCAGCGCUUCUGAUGAUGAAGAGUUGCCACUGAUUAAACACGGGGAGACAAUCACGGAUAGACGGAGCACGUUCCAGCCUCAUUUAGCCGCGGUGGUGACUCCCAAACAGGUUCAAAGGGUUCUGAAUCAUUUAUAUGAAAACAAGAAGAUCGCAAGUGCCACUCACAAUAUCUAUGCAUACAGGAUCUACUGUGAGGAUAAAAACUCUUUCCUGCAGGACUGCGAAGACGACGGAGAAACCGCAGCGGGGGGCCGAUUGCUCCAUCUUUUGCAGAUCCUAGAUGUGCGUAACGUGCUGGUGGUGGUCUCUCGGUGGUACGGCGGGAUCCUGCUGGGCCCCGACCGCUUCAAACACAUCAACAACUGCGCCAGGAACAUCCUUAUUCAGGAGGGUUACACCGACACUUCAGAGGAAGCAGCCAAAGCUGGAGGCAAGAACAAAAGACCUAAGGGCAAGAAGGUGAAAUGAAAAACCUUCCUGGAACAGGCAAGAACUGGAAUGAAGGCAGACUGGCAACUA